Molecule: messenger RNA, 1617 nt
Organism: Chelmon rostratus (copperband butterflyfish)
Lineage: Eukaryota; Metazoa; Chordata; Actinopteri; Chaetodontiformes; Chaetodontidae
Product: solute carrier family 22 member 7-like
Exons: 10
Coding region: 1-1617 (538 amino acids)
Biological process (GO): transmembrane transport
Molecular function (GO): transmembrane transporter activity
Source: RefSeq, a predicted model, not a curated record
AUGAAGUUUGAGAACGUGCUGGCAGAGGUGGACGGCUUUGGCAGGUUCCAGCUGAGGACGAUUCUCUUGAUGGUGAUUCCUCGGAUGACUCUGCCUUUUCACUUCCUGCUGAAUAAUUUCAUCGCGGUUAUUCCCUCUCACCGCUGUGACGUCAGCUCUCUGGACGACGGAGGACUUUUUGGGAAUUUGUCCCAGGCAGAGAGGCUUAUCGUUAGCAUUCCGGCGCAGGAGGACGGGACUCCGAACUCCUGCCAGAUGUUUGCGGAGCCUCAGUAUCACCUGCUGCUCAACUUGUCCAACAUCACCGGCCGACCCACAGUGCCGUGUCAGAACGGGUGGGUGUACGAUAACACUACCUUCAAGUCCACUCUGGCCACAGAGUGGGAUCUGGUUUGUGAUAACAGAAGAGUGAACAGAGCCACGGCCACGAUCUUCUUCGUGGGGGUGAUGCUCGGAGCAGCAGUGUUUGGUUACCUUAGCGACAGGUUUGGCAGGAAGAGAGCGCUCCUGGCGUCCUACGUGACCGCCUCCGUCUUCGGAUUUUCAAGCGCUUUCUCAUAUAAUUUCACCAUGUUUGCCAUAACGAGGUUCUUCACUGGAGUCGGGAUGUCUGGAAUAAGUAUAAUCACCAUCGUCCUGGGUAUUGAAUGGUUGGACAUUAAGCAUCGCACUUCAGUGGGCGUUUUCAUCAGCAUGGACUGGAGUGUCUCUGCUGCCCUGCUGCCUGUCGUAGCCUAUUUUGUGAAUGACUGGAGGCACCUGACGGCCACAGUCACCACGCCUCUGUUCCUGGCCAUCAUCACUUGGAGGUGGCUCCCUGAGUCAGCCAGGUGGCUGAUCAGCAACGGAAAGGUGAAGAGAGCUCACUUUUACCUGAGCAAGUGUGCAAAAGUCAACGGCAGAGAGCAGUUCAUGGCUGACCUGAAGCCCGAGGUUCUGUCCAAAGUGAUUCUUGUAGAAAAUGAAGACAGGAAAUAUUCCUACCUCGACCUCAUGAGGACCCCCAGAAUGAGGAGACUGGCUUUUUUUACUGGCUUUGUGUGGUUCGGAGUGGCCUGUAUGUAUUACGGAAUCAGCUUGAAUGUAACAGACUUCGGUGUGAACAUUUAUCUCACGCAGUUCAUCUACGGGGCGAUUGAAAUUCCAGCCAAAGCCUUCAUGAUGGUGGCUUUAAACAAGUUCGGCCGCAGGCUGAGUCAGGCUGGAACUCUCGCUCUGGCUGGACUCUGCAUACUGUGCAACAUAUUUAUCCCUCCAGAUCUGGGGCCGCUCCGGACAGCCGUGGGGGCUCUGGGCAAAAUGUUUGCAGAGUCGGCUUUUACAACUCUGUUUCUGUACACAACUGAGCUUUACCCCACAGUCAUGAGGCAGAACGGAUUGGGUUGGUGCUCCUUGGUUGGUCGUAUAGGCGUGUCGAUGUCCCCGCUCAUCAUGCUUCUCGAGGAAGUGUGGGGCCACUUCCCGAGUGCUGUUUUCGCCCUGGUGGCUCUCACUGCAGGGCUGACAGCUUCUUUUCUUCCAGAGACACGAAACGUCCGUCUGCCGGAGACUAUUGAGGAUGUGGAACAGACAAGGAGAAGAUCGAUCUCCACAUCUGAGGAGAAAUCUCCCACAUAA